Messenger RNA from Athalia rosae (coleseed sawfly), 2153 nucleotides. RefSeq names its product disks large-associated protein 5. Lineage: Eukaryota; Metazoa; Arthropoda; Insecta; Hymenoptera; Athaliidae. Bases 256 to 1896 code for a protein of 546 amino acids. Gene Ontology annotation, molecular function: microtubule binding. The transcript has 5 exons. Gene Ontology annotation, biological process: regulation of mitotic cell cycle; mitotic spindle organization; chromosome segregation. Gene Ontology annotation, cellular component: spindle pole centrosome; cytoplasm; nucleus. The record is from RefSeq and is a predicted model, not a curated record.
CUUCAUUUGGGUUCAUAAAACUGCAUGAACAAUACUGCGCCUGAGUUCAGCCUGUCAUGAUUCUCGAUUAUCGUAUCGUACCAUUGCAGUCGUAGAGCCAAUCAGAAGAAUGGCUGGAAAUUUACCCAUCAUGCAUUAUUUCAAACAAAUUUCGGUUGACUGUUUACGUUGAGUCAAAAAGUGGAGAUUGUCGUUCACGCACGUGAAGACUGAUCCAAAGAAAGUUAUUGAACUGUAGACGCUCGGUGUGAUAUUAUGGAGGAUAAUCAGUUCAGAUAUAAAAAAAAGAGGCCAGGGUUCGGAAACGUCCAGGUAGGACGCGUUUUAAGAGAAGUAGCACAGCAGGAAAAUCGUCGGAAAAGACGUUCCGCCUUAUACAAUUUUGGUCGAGGAAUCGCGGAAUCAGCCUCUCCUGUGCCGGUCAUUCCAGCAGCUGAAACUCGAACAGAAUCUCAAAUUCUCGAAGAUGACAGGAGAAUCAAACUCCUAAGAUGGAAAGCUGAAAAAGAAUUACAAAAGAAGAUGCAGGUGCAGUUUCGGAAACCGGUGUUCCGUGCAGGGGUUUAUCAUCACAAACUGAAUUCCCCGAUAUAUUUGCAUCAAGUACGACCAGCAGCUAAACAAUCCAAAGUCAAAUCUCCAGUCCGAAGAAUUACCAGAGCUACUGCUAAGAGACUUGCAGCAAAGGCAGAAGGCACUUUGCAUCCAACAGCGCCCACCUCAGUUUCAGUUACUCGUACCGCCAAGCAUCGUGAAGUACAAAAAAAUUCUAGGGCACCUUCCCCAAAAACUCCGCUUGAAACUUCGUUUGCUCCAAAAAAUCAUCAGUUUAAAGCCCCAGAUGGGCUUCCUUGUGUACCGUUGUUUGGACAAGCAGCUUUAACUAGUUUUAAAAAAGAUUCCACCAAUGUCUCCUAUUUCUCUCCAUAUGUGGUUGUAGUUCGUGGUAAAACAGCUGCACAAGAGGAACAUCCUAACCAAAUGGAAGCAUCAAUAACUGAGUACCUACCCAAAGAAGAGUUGAUUGACGAUGCCGAUUCACAAAGCACAAAAACAUGUACUGAAGAAGUAGGGAAUACGCCAUCGUACUUUAUUCGUAUGACUGAGAAUGUAAUAAGUACAUUAAGAGCGAUGUGUUCUUUAUGGGAGGUGGUACGAUCGGAUACAAAUGUUCCUGAAGAAGCCCAGCUACUGAUUAAUCAAACUAUUGGCCAGACCAAUUUAUUGAUUGAUAAAAAAUUUAAACAAUUCAAAAACUUAGUUUCUGACUGUGAGAGUGGACGUGGAGAGAAAAAAGUAACUUGUGAAGAUCUGCAGGGAUUCUGGGACAUGGUGUACAUGCAAGUUGAAGAUUGUAACUCUCGAUUUGAUAAGCUUGUGAAAUUGAAGGAUCGAAAUUGGGCAGAAGAGCAGGAGGAGAAACCAAAAAAAGCAAAAAAAAUAGUAGUGAAAAGAGCAACGUCCAGGAGAAAUACAGUGUCAUCCAAACCCAGUUCUGUACGAGAUAUGAUACGAGCUGCUCGGAAAAAAAAAAAGGAAUCUCAGGAUAGGAACGAAGACUAUGAACCUGCCGAAGAAAACUCCAAAGAAAAUUGUGAUCCAAGUACUCCGGGACAGAGAAAGCCAAGGAAAUCAACCAGAAAGAGUGUCAGAUUUACAGGGGACGACUGCACCGCGUGUUCGGAGUUGAAACCGGUUUACAGUAUGACACCUCGCGUGAAACGGAGUUCAAAAAAAUUCCGUGAUAAGUCUGAAACUCCAAAAAAAAGCGAUCGAAGUCGGAGAACCCCGGCGAAGAGUGUUGUCGAAGAUUUGAUUGUUUUCGAAACACCAACAAAACCACCACCGAGAGUGAGGAGAUCUGCCAGAUUACAGAGCGCUGAGAUAUCAAACUGAUUUCCAUAUUUAUUACCGCAUUAAUGCUAUGUAUAUUUUAUGAUUUGCUGGAUUACCAUAUAAAAUAAUUUUUAUCAAAAGUCACGGUGAAGAGCACAAUGAAUUACCAUCUGCGCAUAGAAUCAUUCCAGUGCAGUAAUAUACUUGUUAGUUAUGUUUCUUGUGGAUCUCAGAUACGUCUACAUAUUUGAUCCAAAGAACUAUGCAGAAAUAAAUGGGUAAUGAUAGCCAACUGGCGUUAGUACGAGUACUACGAA